ACUGGAGGACUGGAGGGGAUGAAGUGGGCUGAAGUCUCGUUCUGAACCGUGUUAUCGCGAGAAGUGAGCCGUGGUAUAAAUUCCCCAGUCGAGCCUGUCAGCUCCUCCACUCUCUCUCUCCUCCUCCUCUCCUGUGAUCAAAGCUGAGUUAGACUGAAAAUGGCUGCAGGCAAGGCACAAAUUGGAAAGCUGGCCCCGGACUUCACAGCUAAGGCGGUGAUGCCAGACGGACAGUUCGGCGACGUGAAGCUGUCAGACUACAGAGGGAAAUAUGUUGUCUUUUUCUUCUAUCCUCUGGACUUCACCUUUGUGUGUCCGACUGAGAUCAUCGCGUUCAGUGACGCUGCCGACGACUUCAGGAAGAUUGGCUGCGAGGUCAUCGCCGCCUCCGUCGACUCACACUUCUCCCAUUUCGCAUGGACCAACACACCACGAAAGCAGGGCGGUCUGGGCCCCAUGAAGAUUCCCCUGGUAUCUGACACCCGGCGCACCAUCUCCACAGAUUAUGGUGUCCUAAAGGAGGACGAGGGCAUUGCCUACAGGGGUCUGUUCCUCAUUGACGACAAGGGCGUCCUGAGACAGAUCACCAUCAACGACCUCCCAGUUGGACGCUCUGUUGACGAGACCAUGCGUUUGGUCCAAGCCUUUCAGUUCACCGACAAGCACGGAGAAGUCUGCCCUGCCGGAUGGAAACCAGGAAGUGACACCAUCAAACCUGAUGUCCAGAAGAGCAAAGACUUCUUCUCCAAGCAGUAAUAAGCCCAGAGUCUGCAGCCUGCUGUAGCAGAUUUCAUUUAGAGAUUACAUUUCCAGAGAACAAUAUUUAAGUCAGCCGUCGUGCCUGUGGAGGAAUGGUUAUAGGAGACAGUGUCUUGUAGUCAACAUGCUGUGUGUGGUCUGUCGUCUGUAGAGUGAAUAGUGCACUUCUGACCGAGGUAUAUCAUUGUGUAAUUAUGUUGUGGUAAUGUUUGCUAUUUUCACUGUUGGAUUGAGCUAAAUGUCUGUUUGUUCUUUCAUGUCAUUCCUUGCUAUUGUUAGAUGCAAACGACCAUACGAACAGUUUUAUUGGAAUUAAGCACUCUAAAUUAUGUUUUGUUUUUUACAGUGAACAACACAUGUUCUUUAAUCUAAACAAAGAAUACAGUUUAUAACACUCUCCUAAAGGAACAAACAUUACAGGGGAAAUGUUACAUUACACAUUACUUUUGAUGGUGUUAUCAGUAUCAAGUCAGGUACAUGUUAGAUUGUGUUUUGUGUGUGUUCAUGUACAACGCCUUAAGUACUUUAAAAUAUGGCACAGCAUUAGAUUAAGGUACUAUGAUUCCCUUAUAUUCAUCACACCUAUUACCUCAGUGAAGAAUUACAGCACAAAGUCAAACAAAUAAAAAGAGUGUUGGGAGAUUUAAGAUAACAUAUCUAAAAUAAGAUGGAGGUUUAUGCUGAAUCAUGUCCAUGUAUGAAGAAGUUUAAAUAAAUAUGCUUUCCCUAACAGGUUA
This is a messenger RNA of Sebastes umbrosus (honeycomb rockfish), 1496 nucleotides long. It is a transcript of the gene prdx1, whose product is annotated as peroxiredoxin 1. Gene Ontology annotation, cellular component: cytosol. Gene Ontology annotation, biological process: leukocyte activation; hydrogen peroxide catabolic process; removal of superoxide radicals. Gene Ontology annotation, molecular function: thioredoxin peroxidase activity. The transcript is spliced from 6 exons. The record is from RefSeq and is a predicted model, not a curated record. Bases 160 to 756 code for a protein of 198 amino acids. NCBI's taxonomy places the organism in Eukaryota, Metazoa, Chordata, Actinopteri, Perciformes, Sebastidae.